CGACGACUAUCAACAACAGCCUGGCCCUCCAAUUCCGAACACACACGCGACCAAACACGUACACGUACGCAAAGACGCGAGUGCACACGCGCGCACGUAUCUCACCGCCAGCGCUGUUGCCAUUGUGAUCUUUGUCGGUGCAGCUGGAGCACACCCUUAACCCGCGAGUGGUGCAUGGGCGACACGCCUGUCCCGAGACGAACAAGCCCUGUGUGCGACGUGCGCGCAGGAAGACACUGCUGUGGCCCGUGACAUGACCACAACCACAACGAUGAUGAUGGCGCAACGCGCGAGUGAUGGCCAUGGCAGCGGUGGUGCUGGCGGCCUCAAGUGGCGGCGACGAUGGACGUGGCUCCUGUUUGCAUUCCUGGGCAUCCUCGCAACUCAAAGUUGCCUGGUCAUGCCCAUGCCCGCACCAUCCAAUGCAUUGUCACGACAGCCGGCGGCAGUGGGGCAACCGCUGCCAUCCACCGCAGCUGCACAAACAUCCACCUCUGCUGCAAACGCAUCUACAACGCCCAACAUCACCACCACAAGCACGAGGCAUCACAUCCCAGCAAACACAACCUCCUCCACCACCACGCACAGCAAUAGCACCACGACCACGACCACGACCGCCAACAUCACCACCACCUCAAGUACCCAGGGCAACAUGACGACAAUUACGAGCACGGCCAAUGCGACCACAACGGAGGACACAACCAAACCACACACCACCAUCACCACCGCAUCGGCACCGUCAACCUCGGCGUCGUCGUCGACCACGACCUCCACGCCGCAGCAUUCGCACAGGAGGAAACGGCUCAAGGGCGGCGAAAUCUUCGCCAUCAUGUGAGCCG
Salpingoeca rosetta is the source of this 839-nucleotide messenger RNA. RefSeq lists its product as uncharacterized. The transcript has 2 exons. The record is from RefSeq and is a predicted model, not a curated record. NCBI's taxonomy places the organism in Eukaryota, Choanoflagellata, Craspedida, Salpingoecidae. Bases 254 to 835 code for a protein of 193 amino acids.